Dipodomys ordii (Ord's kangaroo rat) is the source of this 4915-nucleotide messenger RNA. It is a transcript of the gene Trpm2, whose product is annotated as transient receptor potential cation channel, subfamily M, member 2. The transcript is spliced from 33 exons. Gene Ontology annotation, biological process: calcium ion transmembrane transport. Gene Ontology annotation, molecular function: ligand-gated calcium channel activity. The record is from RefSeq and is a predicted model, not a curated record. Gene Ontology annotation, cellular component: membrane. Lineage: Eukaryota; Metazoa; Chordata; Mammalia; Rodentia; Heteromyidae.
AUGCCGGGCGGGUGGCUCAGCCCCUUCCUCUCGCCCCGCCUCUUGCGUCUCGCGCCCAGUUCCGCGCAUGCGCCGGCGCUGGGGCUCUGCCGCAUUCACGAGCGAGUGCAGGUGUGCGGAUCGGACGGACCUUGGUUUCUGCUUUUGCGUCUGCGUGAGGAUGGAGGCGGCGAGGAAGUUUUCGGGCUCUGGUCCUACGCCCGCUUCUACCUGGAGAAGUGUGACAGCGAAGGCGAGGUCCGGGGAGAGGGCAAGUUACAGCAGAGGAAGCCCUGGGCUUGGCGCCGGUCCUUGCCUGCUGACAGUGUCCCCCGGAAGAGGGCUGCCCCCAGAGGACUGUUCCUGGAGGUUCCCCGAGGGGAUGGACAGGAACAGGACGGCUGGAGGACCGCACCACGCUGGGCUGGUAGAUGUUUCUGCAGGAAGCGCCUGCUUCUCCAUUCCAUCACGGGACUGCUCUGCCUGGUACCUGGGGAGCUGCUGUGCCCUGCUCCCCGAGUGCCCUGCUCCCCGAGUGCCCUGCCCCCCGAGUGCCCUGCCCCCGUGUGCCCUGCUCCCCGAGUGCACUGCUCCCCAUGUGCGCUGCUCCCCGUGUGCCCUGCCCCCCGUGUGCGCUGCUCCCCGUGUGCGCUGCUCCCCGUGAGGGUGGUGUGUGCGUGUGGCUACCCGCGGGAGCGGCAUCUGGAGGAGGCCACCAGGCCCCACGCCUUCCAGGGCAAGGAGUGGGACCCCAAGAAGCACGUCCAGGAGAUGCCCACGGACGCCUUCGGGGACAUCGUCUUCACGGGCCUGGGCCAGAAGGCGGGGAAGUACGUGCGCGUCUCCCAGGACACGCCCUCCAGCCUCAUCUACCACCUCAUGACCCAGCACUGGGGCCUGGACGACCCCAACCUCCUCAUCUCAGUGACCGGAGGCGCCAAGAACUUCAACAUGAAGCUCAGGCUGAAGAGCAUCUUCCGGAGAGGCCUGGUCAAGGUGGCCCAGACCACAGGGGCCUGGAUCAUCACGGGGGGCUCCCACGCGGGCGUGAUGAAGCAGGUGGGCGAGGCGGUGCGGGACUUCAGCCUGAGCAGCAGCUACAAGGACGGGGGCGUCACCACCAUCGGCGUGGCCACCUGGGGCACCAUCCACAACCGCGAGGGCCUGGUCCACCCCACGGGCGGCUUUCCCGCUGAGUACCUGCUGGACGAGGAAGGCCAGGGGAACCUGACCUGCCUGGACAGCAACCACUCCCACUUCAUCCUGGUGGACGACGGGACGCACGGCCAGUACGGGGUGGAGAUCCCUCUGAGGACCAAGCUGGAGAAGUUCAUAUCAGAGCAGACGAAGGAGCGCGGAGGCGUGGCCAUCAAGAUCCCCAUUGUGUGCGUGGUGCUGGAGGGCGGCCCGGGCACGCUGCACACCAUCUACAACGCCAUCACCAACGGCACGCCCUGCGUGGUGGUGGAGGGCUCCGGCCGCGUGGCCGACGUCAUCGCACAGGUAGCCAACCUGCCCGUCUCCCAGAUCACCAUCUCCCUGAUCCAGCAGAAGCUCGGCGUGUUCUUCCAGGAGAUGUUUGAGACCUUCACCGAGAGCAGCAUUGUUGAGUGGACCAAAAAGAUUCAAGACAUCGUCCGGAGGCGGCAGCUGCUGACCGUCUUCCGGGAAGGGAAGGAUGGCCAGCAGGACGUGGACGUGGCCAUCCUGCAGGCCCUGCUGAAAGCCUCGCGGAGCCAGGACCACUUCGGCCACGAGAACUGGGACCACCAGCUGAAGCUGGCGGUGGCGUGGAACCGCGUGGACAUCGCCCGCAGCGAGAUCUUCACGGACGAGUGGCAGUGGAAGCCCUCCGACCUGCACCCCACCAUGACGGCCGCCCUCAUCUCCAACAAGCCGGAGUUUGUGAAGCUCUUCCUGGAGAACGGGGUGCGGCUGAAGGAGUUCGUCACGUGGGACACGCUGCUCUACCUCUACGCCAACCUGGAGCCCUCCUGCCUGUUCCACUACAAGCUGCACAAGGUGCUGCUGGAGGAGCCGGAGCGGCCGGCCUGCGCGCCCCGCCCGGCCCGCGUGCACAUGCACCACGUGGCCCAGGUGCUGCGCGAGCUGCUGGGGGAGGCGGCCGGCCUGCCGGUGGCCGGGACCCGGUGGGACUUGGACUGCCGCCCGCAGGUGCAGGGCGUGAGCCUCCGGUCCCUCUACAAGCGCCCGGCCGGCCAGGUGGCCUUCACCAUGGACCCGAUCCGCGACCUCCUCAUCUGGACCAUUGUGCAGAGCCGGCGGGAGCUGGCGGGGAUCAUCUGGGCCCAGAGCCAGGACUGCACUGCGGCCGCGCUGGCGUGCAGCAAGAUCCUGAAGGAGCUGUCGAAGGAGGAGGAGGACACGGACAGCUCCGAGGAGAUGCUGGCGCUGGCGGAGGAAUUUGAACACAGAGCCAUCGGCGUCUUCACCGAGUGCUACCGGAAGGACGAGGAGAGGGCUCAGAAGCUGCUGGUCCGAGUGUCGGAGGCCUGGGGGAAGACCACCUGCCUGCAGCUGGCCCUGGAGGCCAAGGACAUGAAGUUCGUGUCUCAGGGGGGCGUCCAGGCCUUCCUGACCAAGGUGUGGUGGGGUCAGCUGUGUGUGGACAAUGGGCUGUGGCGGGUCAUCCUGUGCAUGCUGGCCUUCCCGCUCCUCUUCACGGGCCUUGUCUCCUUCAGGGAGAAGAGGCUGCAGGCCGUGGGCAGCCCGGCCCGCAUCCGCGCCUUCUUCAACGCGCCGGUGGUCAUCUUCCACCUGAACACCCUGUCCUACUUCGCCUUCCUCUGCCUCUUUGCCUACGUGCUCAUGGUGGACUUCCAGCCCACACCCUCGAGGUGCGAGUGCCUCAUCUACGUCUGGCUCUUCUCCCUGGUGUGCGAGGAGGCGCGGCAGUAGCUCUUCUAUGACCCCGAUGAGUGUGGGAUCAUGAAGAUGGCGUCCUUGUACUUCAGCGACUUCUGGAACAAGCUGGACGCCGGGGCCAUCCUGCUCUUCAUAGCUGGGCUGACCUGCCGGCUCAUCCCCGCGACGCUGUACCCGGGGCGCGUCAUCCUCUCUCUGGACUUCAUCAUGUUCUGCCUCCGGCUCAUGCACAUUUUCACUGUCAGCAAGACGCUGGGGCCCAAGAUCAUCAUUGUGAAGAGGAUGAUGAAGGACGUCUUCUUCUUCCUCUUCCUCCUGGCCGUGUGGGUGGUGUCCUUCGGGGUGGCCAAGCAGGCCAUCCUCAUCCACAACGAGAGCCGUGUGGACUGGAUCUUCCGAGGGGUUGUGUACCACUCGUACCUCACUAUCUUCGGGCAGAUCCCGGCCUACAUUGAUGGCGUGAAUUUCAACAUGGACCAGUGCAGCCCCAAUGGCACGGACCCCUACAAGCCCAAGUGUCCGGAGAGCGACGCGGCGCGCCAGGCCCCCGCCUUCCCCCAGUGGCUGACGGUCAUCCUGCUCUGCCUCUACCUGCUCUUCGCUAACAUCCUGCUGCUCAAUCUCCUCAUCGCCAUGUUCAACUACACGUUCCAGGAGGUCCAGGAGCACACAGACCAGAUCUGGAAGUUCCAGCGGCACGACCUGAUCGAGGAGUACCAUGGCCGGCCGCCCGCGCCGCCCCCCUUCAUCCUGCUCAACCACCUGCAGCUGCUCAUCAAGAGGCUGGUCCUGAAGAUCCCGGCCAAGCGCCACAAGCAGCUCAAGAACAAGCUGGAGAAGAAUGAGGAGGCAGCCCUGCUCUCGUGGGAGCUGUACCUGAAGGAGAACUACCUGCAGAGCCAGCAGCAGCAGCAGCGCCAGCGGCCGGAGCAGCAGAUGCGGGACAUCGGCAACAAAGUGGACGCCAUGGUGAGCCUGCUGGACAUGGACCAUGUGAAGAGGUCAGGCUCCAUGGAGCAGAGACUGGUCGCCCUGGAGGAGCAGGUGACCCAGACCGCCCGGGCCCUGCAGUGGAUCGUGACCUCACUCAAGGACUCUGGCUUUGGUGCGGCAGUGGAGGCUCCCACUCUGGUGCCGCCGAAGGCCUGCGAGGAGCUGGACGGGGAGCCCGGCGUCAGGAAGAAGGCGGAAGAGCUGGGGGACAGCUACCACGUGCACGCCCGCCACCUCCUCUACCCCAGCUCCCGGGUCUCCCGCUUCCCGGUGCCCAAUGAGAAGGUGCCGUGGGAGACGGAGUUCCCGAUCUACCACCCUCCUUUCCACACGGCUGAGAAGAAGGACGUGGCCCUCGUGGACCCUGUGGGAGACACCCCAGAACCUCUGACCAGGAUCCGCUACAAUGCCCUGGACGGGCUGACGGACCGCCGCAGCUUCCACGGGGCCUACGCGGUCCAGGAGGGGCUCCCGCGGAACCCCAUGGGACGCACGGGGCUGCGGGGGCGCGGCAGCCUCCGCUGGUUUGGACCCAACCACACGCUGCACCCUGUGGUCACCCGGUGGCGGAGGAACCAGGAUGGAGCCAUCUGCAGGAAGAGCAUCAAGAAGAUGCUGGAGGUGCUGGUGGUGAAGCGCCCUGGCUCCGAGCACUGGGCCUUGCCUGGGGGCUCCCGGGAGCCAGGGGAGGCGCUUCCCCGGAAGCUGCGGCAAGUGCUCCGGCAGGAGUUCUGGGAGCCCUUCGAGGCGCUGCUGGCGCAGGGCGCAGAGGUGUACAAAGGGUACAUGGAUGACCCGAGGAACACGGACAACGCCUGGGUUGAGACGGUGGCUGUCAGUGUUCACUUCCGGGACCAGAAUGACUUGGAACUGAAGAGGCUGAACUCGCACCUGCGUGCCCGUGACCUGGAGGUGGCCGUGCGAUGGCAGGUGGUGGACAGGCGCACCCCCCUCUACCCGAGCCACAAGUCCAUCCUGCAGAAGGCCGCCGCCCUGUUCACAGCCCACUACUGACGCGGCGCGACGCUGGGCCGGCCGGGCGGCUCUGUGGGCAGCA